Molecule: messenger RNA, 1479 nt
Organism: Andrographis paniculata
Lineage: Eukaryota; Viridiplantae; Streptophyta; Magnoliopsida; Lamiales; Acanthaceae
Exons: 7
Coding region: 156-1253 (365 amino acids)
Molecular function (GO): oxidoreductase activity
Source: RefSeq, a predicted model, not a curated record
GAUAACCAUAGUCUAGUUUACUCUCUGCGGAUUGCAAAACCUACACGUAGUUCUUCUCCCUGCCCUUUGCAUUUAAACAGCUUUUUUGGAGCAGAAACGCAUCUAACGAAACUCAAAGAGGUAGUAGUUGCGUUCAAUUCAGCUUCUCCUCGAUCAUGCCGUUUCAAUUGCAGCGAAUUACCAAAAGAGUGUUGAUCGGCAAUGGACUGCGCUAUUCGUGUCAGAGAAGUUUCGUGACGAGCUGCAAGGGAGUGUUAUUACCGCGGUUCGGCGGGCCUGAGGUUCUGGAAUUCCGUGAUAAUUUGAAUGUGCCCGAUCUCAAGCCUAAUGAGGUCCUCGUCCGUGCUCGUGCUGUCUCUGUGAAUCCUCUUGACUGCAGAAUGCGUGAGGGCUAUGGCCGGUCACUAUUCGAACCACUCCUGCCACUAAUUCUUGGCCGUGAUAUUAGUGGCGAAGUUGCGGCAGUUGGAAGCUCUGUCCGUUCACUAAGUGUUGGGCAAGAAGUGUACGGAGCUUUGCAUCCUACUGCAGUGAGGGGUACUUAUGUUGAGUAUGCAAUUCUUGCAGAGGAUGAGCUUAUCUCAAAACCAGAAUCCCUUUCACAUGUGGAAGCAAGUGCUAUACCUUUUCCUGCAUUGACUGCUUGGCGUGCACUUAGAGAUACAGCCAAUAUAAAACAGGGACAAAGGGUGUUGGUGAUAGGCGGGGGAGGAGCUGUAGGCUUUUCGGCUAUUCAGCUUGCUGUGGCUGUCGGUUGUCAUGUCUCUACAACUUGUGAAAAGAAAAGUAUUGACCGUAUCUUGGCAGCUGGUGCUGAGCAGGCUGUUGACUUUGCAACUGAGGAUUAUGAAGCAUCCAUUAAAGGACAUUUUGAUGCUGUAUUGGACACAGUCGGAGUACCUGACACAGAAAGAAUAGGUAUCAAUCUUUUGAAGAGAGGUGGCCAUUACAUGACACUGCAGGGAGAAUCAGCUUCCUUGAGUGAUAGAUAUGGACUAGCAAUCGGCAUUCCUGUGUCAACAGCUGUUUUAUUGAAGAAACAAAUGCAGUAUCGAUAUUCUCAUGGAAUAGAAUACAGUUGGACUUAUAUGAGAGCUGAUGCCGAGGGUUUAGCUGAAAUUCGGAGGCUAUCUGCAGCUGGGAAGCUGAAGGUACCUGUGGAGAAGACAUUUCCGAUUUCUCAAGCUAGGGAUGCCCAUGAGGCCAAGGAUAAGAGGCUUAUUCCAGGUAAAGUUGUUCUCGAAAUCGACUAGCCCUGCCCUUCUGCUCUUAAUAUGAUUGAGGAAUUUUGACUUGAAACUGAAAAUGUGGUGUCAACAUGUAUGUAUAUUCUGAAUAGCAUUUUCAGUUUUGUAUACUAGAUGAAAUAAAGUCGAAUGUUUAAGCAAGUGAUCUCUGAGAUUACCAAUUGAAAGGGAAAAGAGAAACAAAUGCUGAUAUGUGUGUCUCUGAGUUUGAUUAACUAACCCUUUUAUUAUU